UUCAAUAAUAUAAGAAAUAAUAAAGUAGGCGAUGUAACAAGUGCGACGGCACUGAGUAUGUAUGAUGCUGCUGGCUUCUUGAAUACACAAAUGUGAGAUUAAUUCUGGGCACAUACUUGGUGUUUGUUAUCUUUUUCGGAGGAGAUGUUCCGUGAUUAAAUUCUUUACUGUUGCGUUGCUCCUGUUGCCCUGGUGCGUUGCAAUGUCACGAAGGAAACAAGCAAAUCCUGCUAAACUGGGGGAGACUGAGAGUACGGAUGCUUUGGAGGAGGAGGAGGACACGCCGAGUUCUUCUAAAGAGAUGAUGAUGGGAAUGUUCAAGAAUGGAGGUGAUAACAAUGUGUUUGAUGACGUCGAUAUUAAGGAGGAGGACGAGAUACUGGACGACGAUGAUGAGGACGAGGAUGAUGGGAGUUUAUUAAACGGACAGGGAAGUUCGCCGUCGAGCAGCUCGGAGCAAGCGUCCCCUGCAAGUUCCUGCCAGAGUUCGCUCAGCGACACGCCGGAGGCCGAAGAGCCGUACACGAUGGGCGCGACGGCUACAACCCCUUACGAAUGCAAUAUUUGCAAAAGGGCAUUCGCCAGGUCAUCACUAUUAAGCAAACACGUACAGACGCACACCGAGCAGUUGCAAUUCAGCUGUCCUUAUUGCCGUCGCCUGUUCAAGCACAAGAGGUCCAGAGAUAGACACACCAAGCUGCACACCGGAGACAAGAAGUAUAAGUGUCUCCACUGCGAUUCGGCGUUUGCAAGAAGCGACCACUUAAAAAUUCACAUGAAGACCCACGACAACAAAAAGCCUCAUCAAUGUGAAUUAUGCAAUCGCGGCUAUAACACCGCUGCGGCUUUGGCUUCCCAUCAACAGCAUCAUUCGAAGCAGGAGCAAAGGAGAUGCGGCAGUAGCGCCAGUAGGAGCAGCGCCGUCAGCACACCGAGUCCUGGUAACUUCCGAUGUCUACAAUGUCCGGACACUUUCGAAAAACCGGAGCAUCUUCAGAACCACUUGCAAGUGAGCCAUAAAAAUAUCUCGCCUCCGGCAUCUCAUCCAAAUAAUUUAUUAAUGGACGCCAGUUUCAAUAUAUUGAAAACGGCCAUCGAUCUGCCGAAAAUCGCCUGCAUGUAUUGCGGAAAAGAUUUCCUCAGCAUGAACCACAUGUAUCAGCACAUCCAUUCCGAGCACCGUGCUAUUUUCAAUAGCAUCUCGCAAAGCUUCACUCCGCUACCUUCGCCGGUUAUGGAGAAUCUAUCUCCGAAGACGUCCAGGCAGAACAGCUCGCCGACCUACGCGUGUGAUCGCUGCACGAUGCGAUUCGAUUCGCCAAUUUUACUUCAGGAGCAUAUCGAGAACGUCCACUGGGGACCAACUGGACUAUACAAGUAUGACUUCACGACGAUGUCGAACUCCUCGGGCAUCUCCAACGAGAAGUCAUCGCACUCGUUAGCAGCCACCUCGCAAUCCAAGCCUACCGAUCUGAGCAGAAAACGGCGUUCUGAGAACCCUCUUGACUUCAAGUUGGAUAAGAGGAAAGCCGAUGAAGCGGCACUAGUCAGCAAGCAGACCUCGUCUCCAUCCACUGGUAGUCCUUACGAAUCUAAUGACAAACCUUGCAUAUGUUCGUAUUGUUAUGCGCAAAUGCCAAACUUCAAAAUGUUCCUCCUUCAUAUGGAAACCCAUGUGUCUAUGAGCACACCAUCCACCCCUCUACCUCUUUCUACGAACAACGUGAUUGGGUGUUGUCCCCUUUGCGGUGAACCGGCUCGCAGCACCCUAGAACUGGGCCGCCAUAUCUUCAGUCACGCCAUCAGCAACGUCACAGCUCGAUGCUGUCACUGUUGCAAGAAACCCUUCGACCAAAUCGAUGACCUACAAAAACACCUCCUCGAAGCCCACUCCCAAACCGUCUACAAGUGCAGCAUCUGCAACGAUAUAUUCGAAACUCAGCUAGCUUUACAGAUGCACUUUUCGAACAAACAUAGUCCCGAGUGUAAGCAUUACAGGUGCAACCUCUGCUGCGACCAAGUUUUCCACGACCGUCUCACAGCCGAGCUUCACGUAAAUAUGAAGCACAGUAUUCAGGCGCCUCUGAGCUCAAGUGUGCGAAAUUAUCACCACAUGUCCAGAUUUCCUGAAAUCGAAACUCGCGCUGAAUUUUCCAUUUACCAAUGCCCCUUCUGUCAGAAAGCCUUUAAAGACGAGUACCUGCAAUAUGUACACAUCCUCAAGGAACACAACGAGGUGCGCGAGGGUGAAAAUUAUCUACUAGACUCCAGUAACCGUCGCAUCCCGUCCGCUUCGCCCAAUGUCGCAUAUAGCAAGACAAGCUCAUCUCCCGACAAAAUUGACCUUGGUAAGAUUGGUAACUACAGUUGCGAGAUUUGCAAUAGGUCUGACAUAGCCAGUGAAGCUGAGCUAACUGCUCACAAGAAAUUGCACCAUGCUAAAACCAAAGUAGGUACUUUAAGUUUACAAUGCGCAUACUGCAACGAGCACUGCAAAUCCCGCAACGACCUGGAGAACCAUAUGAAGUCGCACCAAGUGUCAUGCGGCAAAGGUAAGCACAAGUGCAAUAUCUGCGAUGAAAUAUUUACGUCCAACGGCACAUUGGCCGAACAUAAGCUAUCUCAUUGCAAGAUAGUCGCUGGUAGCAGUUGCACCCAAUGCAAAGCAGUAUUACUAGACGAGCAAUCAUUUUAUAACCAUCAACUCCAACACAGCAACACGUCCGCAAUCAACAAGCAAAACUCGCAAAUUUCGCUACCCGCAAACUGCAUCAUAUGUUGUCAGACCUUACAGACCGACGUCGAGAUUAAACUUCACGCGAAAUUCCAUCUGCGGCAUUUGUUACAAAAAGAAUUAAUAUGUGCCAUUUGCAACAAGAUGUGUGACAACCACUUAUUAAAACACGUAGAAAAAAACAACAUCAAUGUUCCCAUAUGCAUUGAAUGCAUGAAAGCUACCAACGGAUCCUCUCCAUCGUCCUUGAUCGCAUCACAGAGCAAACUAUUCGCAUGUCUCAAGUGUUCUCAGACAUUCGACACGGAGGAUGAGAUUAAAGCGCACACCACUGAACACAUGAUGAACGAAGAGCCCAGCCUCGAGUGUCACCUAUGCCGCAACGUUCUGCCCUCUCCGACCAAACUUCAGGUUCACCUGAUAGAGCACAAUUUUAUGGGAAUGGGCCAAUAUCGCUGCUACGUCUGCUCUUCCGUCUUUACUACAGCCAUGGGCCUUCGCACCCACAUCAUUGCACACGGCCUCAUCCAUCGACCCUACGAAUGUACCGACUGCAAAAUGAAGUUCUUCUUUGAGACGGAACUUGAAAACCAUCGCUACGUCCAUCUGCAUCCUAAUAUGUAUACAAAAAAUGGUAGCGAAUACUUUGAGUGCAAGUCCUGCGGUCGGUCCUUCAACGACAACAUCUAUUACAAGGAGCACGUGCAGAGUUGUCCGAUGUCCACAAAGGACAUUGAACAAUCGCAUGAGACCAAAAAAAUUGAAAUUAAGAAGGAAGAGUUGAAUACCGAAUGUGAGCACGAAUUAGCUACAAUCAACAAUAAUAAGUAAUAUGUGUACAGUAAAUUAAUGAGAGAGAAAAAGAAAAUGAAACAUUUUUAUACUUUGGGAAUUUAGGGGAAAUUAGCU
This is a messenger RNA of Nicrophorus vespilloides, 3643 nucleotides long. RefSeq names its product zinc finger protein 423 (gene L). The record is from RefSeq and is a predicted model, not a curated record. The coding region runs from base 203 to 3565 and encodes 1120 amino acids. NCBI's taxonomy places the organism in Eukaryota, Metazoa, Arthropoda, Insecta, Coleoptera, Silphidae. The transcript is spliced from 8 exons.